This is a messenger RNA of Exophiala oligosperma, 1980 nucleotides long. RefSeq lists its product as uncharacterized. The coding region runs from base 147 to 1397 and encodes 416 amino acids. NCBI's taxonomy places the organism in Eukaryota, Fungi, Ascomycota, Eurotiomycetes, Chaetothyriales, Herpotrichiellaceae. The record is from RefSeq and is a predicted model, not a curated record. The transcript is spliced from 2 exons.
CCAGGUGAAUUGCAUAGACCUCAUUUCGGUCGCAAGAGCCUUUAUUCUAUUCUUCUUUUAUACCUAUUCUCUUUACUUACUACCUUGUCGUAAUUAAGUCCCCUUUCUCCUGCAACCCUUCUUGGUAGGUUUAUCGUUGGCCAACCAUGGCUAUGCAGUAUAUCAAUUACAUCAAGGCCAAGGCCCAUUUGGCCACGUCCAAGCCGUCCGAGACUCCUGUUCUUUCCGAGGAAGAUGAACAAUUCCUGGAUCGACUCACAUCUGCUGAUGAGAAUCCUCCUCCCCUGCCUGCUCGGCCGGAUGUGAUGGCAUCGAUCAAGGAUGCUCAGACAGCCCUUAUGGAUGGCGCUCAGAAUAUUCCUCUGCCAGAAACGCCAAAUGAGAUUAGUCAAGAGCCCUUAAUGACUCAGGAUGAUGUGGGAAGUGCAGAUGCCACCGCAUCUGCGCCUUCCAAAUCCAAGGCCACAUGGAGCUGGCUUCGACGCGACAGUCGGGAGAUCCGGCAACAGGGACGUGAAGCCACUGCCGCCGGACUCGACGACAUUGUCGCUAACCUCAAAAAGGCGGACGAGGAAGACAGUGAAGAGGUCAAGGAAGCCAAGAGAGAAGAGGAGGACAUGACCAUUGUCCUCGAAAGGCUCAACCUGGCUGCCAUCAACAAUCGCGUCUUCUCCAUUAGUGAUGAGACUCAAGAACUACUUCAGAAAUUCAACCUCGUCUUCAAAGAUCUAAUCAACGGAGUGCCGACAGCUUACGAUGAUCUGGAAAAGCUUCUGACGAAUGGCGAUCGACAAUUGCAAAAGACGUUCAAUUCCUUGCCGGCGUUUCUGCAGAAGCUCAUUGAAAAGUUGCCAGAGACGAUGACGAAAGGGCUUGCUCCGGAAAUCAUGGCAGCUGCAGCGGAGAGAGCUUCUAAGAGUGGUAUGAACGUGGGAAAUGCUGGCAAAGCUGCUGCAGCGGCUUCGAAACUUGGGUUUAAGACACCAUCGCUCAAAGAAUUGACAGGCAAGCCGGCUGCGAUUGCGGGAAUGCUUCGCUCCAUCAUCGGCUACUUGCGGGCAAGGUUUCCGGCCUUUAUGGGAGCCAACGUGCUAUGGUCGCUGGCACUAUUUGUGUUGCUCUUCGUUUUCUGGUACUGUCACAAGAGAGGAAAAGAAGUGCGACUCGAGAAGGAGCGCAAUCUUACAGAAGAAGAAGUGGAAAAGAUGGACGCAGAAUUCAAAGCCGAACAUGGUGGCGCGAUUCCAACUACAACAGCAGCAGCUGGAGCGCCCAUCGAAGAAGUCAAGGCCGGGGUCGAAGAGGUUAAGGCUCUAAAGGCAGCAGCUCUGAAGGAAGAUGCCGUGGCGGAGGGGCCAGUCGAUCCGGCAAUUGUUCCUCCGGUCACGGUUCCCUAAACGAGAAGAGAAAGAAGCUUGAGCUACGACGAUCUUUUUCGAUCCUGUUACGAUUAACGAGCGACGACAACAACUGGAGGGUGUAAUUAUGACGAGUGAAAGUCGAUUGUGGAGAACUGGAGUUGCUCUGGGCUACUGAGACGAUUCUGUAGUGUUUUGGGUCUGAUUUCCGAUUUUACAACUGGUUGUAUUGACGCAGUGGGUGCUCUGGGCGAUGGGCGGUGGGCGAAAGGGGCUCAGGUUGGCGGGGUCGAUUGUUGACUCGGAUCAUCCAGCCAGCAUGAUGCUGGACUGUCUCCAAGGCGCAGAGAAGCAAAAACAAAGCGCCAGGCCAACUUGUGACUCAAUAAUUAAUUGUCCAGAUGUAUUUUGACGGUAUGAACAAUGCAUGGAUGGUCAGCCUCGUCCACAUUCGAACGAUGGUUGGUCUGAUGUUGGAUGGUGACUGGCUAGAGGUGGCCUGGUAGGUGGCCUGUACCCUGUACGAGUACUCAUGCUGUACACCAUUUUCAUUAUCCAGAAGUUUAGCGCAGGCGAGGGGCUUCAUUGGACCCUUAUCUCGACUGUGCUCCGUACACUACGC